AAGAGGCAAUGAUAAGUUUAAUUUUAAUGUCUGCUUUGCAAUUAUUGCUCAAUGCUUAGUGUAAAUCUGUUAGGUGUCAAGAAUAAAAAAUAAGGUGUGUGACAAAAUAAAUCUUAAUUGAACUUCAGAUAUUUCAUAAUACGUCAAAAGGCGAAAACUCAUCACAUAUUCACAGAUCCUCUGGUAGCCCUCCUCAUUUAGUGUUCAGUCAUGUUUCAUCGACUGAAGGAGGGUAUCUUAAACUAUUCAAACAAACCAAUGGCAGGAGAAGACUGGAAGAAAGCUUCAUCUGUCUAUGAUUUCACAGUGAAAACUAUUAAGGGCGAAGAAGUUUCACUGGAAAAAUACAAGGGACAUCCUCUGAUUAUUGUCAAUGUUGCCUCCGAGUGUGGACUCACUGCUACCAACUACAAGGAGUUGGCAGAGCUUUAUGAGAAAUACAAAGACACCAAAGGUCUGAGAAUAUUAGGCUUUCCUUGCAAUCAAUUUGCUCAUGAGGAGACAGGGUCGUCUGAAGACAUUGUGUGUUUUGCUUUGAACCGCAAUGCUAACUUUGACCUCUUCGAGAAGGUGAAAGUCAAUGGAGAGGAAGCCCACCCGCUCUGGAAAUACCUGAAGCACAAACAGGGCAGCAAAUUCGGAGAUGGCAUCAAGUGGAACUUCACAAAGUUUGUAGUGGACAAAAACGGACAACCUGUAGAUCGUUUUGCUCCUACCACUCCUCCACAUAAACUAUUGAAGGCCCUGGAGAAAAUUUGGUAACAGCUUUCAAGAAAUCAGGUGUAUUUGAGUUGAGACUGAUUUUGUCUGCACAUAAAUCUAUGAGACUGAUUAUGAGUAGUAUUUUUGUAAUCAUAAUCAGCUUCUAAAUAAUAACAACCUGUGUAUAAACUAUUUUAAUUUAGUAUACCAAUCAAUUAAUACUCUAUACAGUAUAGUUAUCAAUUACAUAGUAUUUGUUGAUUAAGGGAUCAAUAACGUAAUUAUCCCUUUAUAUAACGUCUAAUAUAACGUUAUAUUAGAUCCCCUACUACUCAAAAGACAUAAAAUUUGAACCCACAGAAUGUGUAAAACAGUUAUUUACAUCAGUUGCACAAAAAUUGGUUAGUCUUUUUCAACUGAUUUAAUUUUAGUACAAAAUCAAAACGUAUUAAAUAAUUGCAAACAAAGGUUUUAAAAAAUACAGCAUUAAUAUUUAUUAUUAUAUUCGUAAACUAUUUGAAUUUAAUCAUUUGAUAAGUAAAUAGGUACUAUAUUGAACAUAUGUUUAUACAAAAAAAUAUUGUUCCUAACUUGAAAGUUUCUUGCUCGUAUGUACCUUUUUUGAUUCACUCCUCAUCACACUGGUGGUAUACAGAUAUGAGAUAUAAAAUACUUACAUUGACAAUGUAUUUGCUCGUAUGUGACACUUCUUCAAUUUUUACUGUGUAACAAAGACAUAUUGGUUAAUUUGUGUUACUUUGGAAUGUUAUAUUAUACACUUAACUUAUAUGUUUUAGUGAAAGUAAUGACUAUAUGAACAAUAAUAAUUAUUGUUACAAUAUAUGAAAAUAAAAUUUAUGAUUUGACAUUCAAAAUUAGUUACAUUCAAUUUGGCAAAGGGAGGAGUUUGUUAGUUUUGUGCCAUAAUUGUAUUUAGUAAAUAAUAUUCCCAUUGUUGUCGGUUUGUUGCCCAAGGCAUGUCUUUCAAUGGUAUUCAUUGAUGGUUAUUAUUGGUUUUCCUUAUGCAAAUUUGUGUACAUAAUGAUAAGUGCCUUUCUGAAUAUUAUUGUGUAAUAAACUAUUUAAAAUAUUA
Homalodisca vitripennis (glassy-winged sharpshooter) is the source of this 1795-nucleotide messenger RNA. Its product is annotated as probable phospholipid hydroperoxide glutathione peroxidase. Gene Ontology annotation, biological process: response to oxidative stress. Gene Ontology annotation, molecular function: glutathione peroxidase activity. The record is from RefSeq and is a predicted model, not a curated record. Bases 211 to 762 code for a protein of 183 amino acids. The transcript has 7 exons. Lineage: Eukaryota; Metazoa; Arthropoda; Insecta; Hemiptera; Cicadellidae.